Messenger RNA from Octopus bimaculoides (California two-spot octopus), 450 nucleotides. Its product is annotated as protein FAM177A1. The record is from RefSeq and is a predicted model, not a curated record. NCBI's taxonomy places the organism in Eukaryota, Metazoa, Mollusca, Cephalopoda, Octopoda, Octopodidae.
AUGGCGGAAACAAGAAUUUCUCAAGUAAAUUUAGUGGAAUGUAUACCAAAAGAUGUAGAACUCAGCUUCAUUGAUCUUGGAGAUGGAAAUACCCAAACGAAAAAGAAAAUACCGAAAAGGAUAUUACAUUUUAGUGACGGUGUCAUUGAAGAAUAUUCUUCCUCAGAAGACGAACAAACCAGCUGUGAUGACAGCAAAUCUCCUUUAGUACCACCAAAGUCGUUUGAUCCACGAUCUCCAACGAUUUUACCAUGGAUUUGGUUUUAUUUGACAGUUGCUUUUCGGAAAUCUUUAAAAACUGCUGAGAUGUGUGGUGAGAAACUAGGAUGGGCGCUAGGUAUAACCAGCCCUAAGUAUCAAUAUGCCAUAGACGAAUAUAAUCGGCGGAAAAAGGAAGAAGAAGCUGCUAUUAUAAAAAGACAACAGGAAGGGCAGCAGGGAAAAUUUUAG